GUACGAGCACAAUAAAACCGGGAGCAUCCUGAUCAACAGCCUCUGCUUAUCCAACGGAGGGAUUUUUCAGGAAACAUACCACCCCAGGUUCAUCCAGAAGGAGACCUUGUGGGUGUCUCCGGGGUCAGGGAUUGUGGGAAAAGCUCUCCAUGGAGACAGGAUUGAUCCGUGUGUCCCAUCUCCUGUUCUCCUUGCUCCCCAGCUCCUCCAGGACGGGGGGUUGCUGUCCCCUCUCCUCCUGCGCCUGAUGAACUUCUUCUUCUUCUCCAGAGGGCUUGGAGCAGUUUUUGGGCCCCACACACAACCCUCCCAGGCGGAAUUCUGGGAUAUGUGGACGGCGGUGCGGAAUAACGACGGGAAUCUUGUCAUGGACAGUGUUUUGCAGUACAUCAACGAGAGGAAGCAGCACAGUGGCCGCUGGGUCGGGGCUCUGGUGUCCACCUCUGUCCCACUGCAUCUCAUCUACGGCCCCCUGGACCCCGUGAAUCCACACCCGGAGUUUCUCCAGCUUUACAGGAAGCUGCUUCCCAUGUCCACAGUGUCCGUGCUGGAUGACCACAUCAGCCACUAUCCCCAGCUGGAGGAUCCCACGGGAUUCCUGAACUCGUACCUCAACUUCAUCAACUCCUUCUGAGCUGCUGCCGCUCCAGUUCUCGCCCUCUGCUUCCCAGUCAGGCUUUGGGGGGCAGGAAAAAACCUUGGCUUUACCUCUCAGAGCCAACACUUUGAACUCAGGGCUGCACUCGGGCAGUUAAACCCUUUGGAACACCGGGAAAACAUCAGGCAGGUGUGGGAAAAGCAAAGAGUUCUGGGAUGCCAACAGCUCUCCCACCCUCUGGACCGGCCUAACCCUGGAUUUAGAGGUGAACUCGGCAUUAAAUCAGUGUUUCUUCCUUCCUCCCUCACCCUGGUUUGGUAAAGAAACACCAGCUCAGCAGCAGAGAGGUCCCUCCAUCCCCUCCCCUUCCCAGUUUUUGCUAUGGGA
Molecule: messenger RNA, 985 nt
Organism: Manacus vitellinus (golden-collared manakin)
Lineage: Eukaryota; Metazoa; Chordata; Aves; Passeriformes; Pipridae
Product: mesoderm-specific transcript homolog protein
Exons: 7
Source: RefSeq, a predicted model, not a curated record